AUGGCUGAAGCUGCUGUGGAAGAUCAAGAUCCCUUUCACUGUUCUGUUUGUUUGGGGCCCCUGAGGGAUCCAGCAACCAUUCCAUGUGGACACAGUUAUUGCAUGAGUUGUAUCAGUGGUUGUUGGGAUCAAGAGGACCAGAAGGGUGAGUACAGCUGCCCUCAAUGCAGAGAGACAUUUAGCCCACGGCCUGUCUUGAGGAAAAGCACCAUGUUGGCUGAGCUGGUGGACAAAAUGAGGAAGAGUACUCAGACUGCUUCUCCUCCUCCUCCUGCUCUAUAUGCUGAACCAGGGGAUGUGGAGUGUGACCUCUGCACAGAGAUAAAACUCAAAGCUGUCAAGUCCUGCCUGGUGUGUCUGCUCUCUCUUUGUCAGACACACAUUGAGCCUCACUACAACACGCCUGCAUUGAAGAAACACAAACUGGUCCGGGCCAGACAUCUACAACAGAAGAUCUGCUCUCAGCACAAUAGGCUGAUUGAGGUGUUUUGUCGCACUGAUCAGAAGUGGAUCUGCAUGUUGUGCACCAUGGAUGAACACAAAGGCCAUGAUACAGUUCCAGCUGCAGCAGAACGGAAGGAGAGAGAGAAAGAGAUUGGGAAGACCGGAACAGAAUUCCAGCAGAGAAUUCAAAAGAGAGAAAAGGAACAGCAGAUGAUCCAGGAAGCUGUGGCAUCAUAUCAGCACUCUGCCCAAGAGGCAGAGCAGCACAGUGAGAAGAUCUUCACAGAGCUGCUGCAGUCUAUUGAGAGGAGACGUUCUGAGGUGAGGGAGCUGAUCAGAGCUCAGCAGAAGGCAGCAGUGAAAGAUGCUGAAGAUGUUUUGGAGGAACUGGAGCAGGAGCUGGCUGAGUUGAGGAGGGGACAUGCUGAGUUAGAUAAGCUCUCAAGUGAAGAGGAUCAUGUCCAUGUCCUCCAGAGUUUUAAGGUAUUGAAGGCCUCUGUAUCCGAGACUUCACCCAGCAUCAGUCUUAAUCCGGACAUGUCAUUUAAGGACCUGAGUACAUCUUUGUCUGCUUUGAAACGUGAAGUGGACAACCUCUUCAAACAAGAUGUGAUGAAGAUAUCUACAGACGUGGCCCGGUUGGAGAUCAUCAUUCACAAGGAGCCAAAAACCAGGGAGGACUUUUUAAAGUACUCCUGUAAUAUGACAUUUGAUCCAAACACAGCACACAGCCAGAUCACUCUGUCUGAAGGGAACAAGAGGGCGACAAGUGGAGAGAAGCAGUGUUACCCAGAUCAUCCUGAAAGAUUUACAUGUUUUCCUCAGGUGCUGAGUAAACAGGGCUUUUGUAGACAUGCUUACUGGGAGGUUGAGCUGGACCAGAAAAAUAUUUCUGAGGUUGAAAUUGCAGCAGUAUACAAAAGCAUAGGCACUUUGCAGGUGGUGCUCCUCGAGCUAACAGUUCCCUGGGAGGACCGAAUGGAGGAAGCUCAGGAGAGGAAGAGAGCGAAAUAUGCGGAUCUGGUGGCUGAGUGCCGUAGGAAUGGUUGGAUUGCCCGCUGUGAGCCAAUAGAGGUGGGUUGCAGAGGCUUCGCGGGCAGAUCCCUACACCGUGUCCUUGGGCUCCUUGGAAUUCAUGGACUGCACAGGAGAAGAGCCACCAAGAACAUCUUGGAAGCAGCGGAGAAGGCUUCACGGUGGCUUUGGUUGAGGAGGGGUGAGGCGUGGCGUAGUGCGCUACCUGGACACAAGUCAGGGAACUGA
This is a messenger RNA of Engraulis encrasicolus (European anchovy), 1707 nucleotides long. RefSeq names its product tripartite motif-containing protein 16-like. The transcript has 7 exons. NCBI's taxonomy places the organism in Eukaryota, Metazoa, Chordata, Actinopteri, Clupeiformes, Engraulidae. The record is from RefSeq and is a predicted model, not a curated record. Gene Ontology annotation, molecular function: zinc ion binding. Bases 1 to 1707 code for a protein of 568 amino acids.